Molecule: messenger RNA, 1589 nt
Organism: Gossypium arboreum
Lineage: Eukaryota; Viridiplantae; Streptophyta; Magnoliopsida; Malvales; Malvaceae
Product: serine/threonine-protein phosphatase PP2A-2 catalytic subunit-like
Exons: 6
Coding region: 331-1251 (306 amino acids)
Biological process (GO): peptidyl-serine dephosphorylation; mitotic cell cycle
Cellular component (GO): cytoplasm
Molecular function (GO): protein serine/threonine phosphatase activity
Source: RefSeq, a predicted model, not a curated record
GCUAAUAAAAACCAACUGUUUUUCUUCAAAAUUCCAAUUUCAUUUUCCAAAACCUAAGAACCCUAAAUCUUAUUUCCUUCUCUCUAAGAAGACAGACGAUAACAAUUCUUCUGUUUUCUUUCCCCGAGAGAAAAUAUAUCGAAAACGAAAUUCAAAAUCAAAUUAUCUGAUCUCCAAAGCGCUGCGUCAUGUUUCCUAAUCCCCAACGCUUGACGGAUCGAAGUUAACCGAUCAGGCCGGUUUACUUAUUUGUUUAUCUUACGACUGUUCUGCCAGUUGUGAAGGGAAGGGGGGUUGAUAAGGUGAUCGGACGGUGGAAGAGAAGAGAAGAUGCCAUCACAGGGAGACCUAGAACGUCAGAUCGAGCAGCUGAUGGAGUGUAAGCCGCUGUCUGAGGCGGAGGUGAAGGCGUUGUGCGAGCAGGCACGAGUAGUGCUGGUGGAAGAAUGGAACGUGCAGCCAGUGAAGUGUCCUGUUACAGUUUGUGGAGAUAUUCACGGACAAUUUUAUGAUCUAAUAGAGCUGUUUCGAAUAGGAGGCAAUGCGCCGGAUACUAAUUAUCUCUUCAUGGGAGAUUAUGUAGAUCGCGGGUACUACUCAGUCGAGACCGUUACACUUUUAGUGGCCCUCAAAGUCCGAUAUAGAGAUAGAAUAACAAUUCUUAGAGGAAAUCAUGAGAGCCGGCAAAUAACACAAGUGUAUGGUUUUUAUGAUGAAUGCUUGAGAAAAUAUGGAAAUGCCAACGUGUGGAAGUAUUUUACUGACCUGUUUGAUUAUUUACCGCUCACAGCUCUUAUUGAGAGUCAGAUCUUUUGUUUGCAUGGAGGACUUUCCCCAUCUUUGGACACAUUAGACAAUAUUCGAGCAUUGGACCGCAUACAGGAGGUUCCUCAUGAAGGACCAAUGUGUGAUCUCUUGUGGUCUGAUCCUGAUGACCGCUGUGGAUGGGGGAUCUCUCCUCGUGGAGCUGGCUAUACAUUUGGACAAGAUAUUGCGAUUCAGUUCAACCAUACAAAUGGUCUCACUCUGAUUUCAAGAGCCCAUCAGCUUGUCAUGGAAGGAUACAAUUGGUGUCAGGACAAGAAUGUGGUGACCGUCUUCAGUGCUCCAAACUAUUGCUACCGAUGUGGAAACAUGGCUGCAAUUUUAGAGAUCGGGGAGAAUAUGGACCAGAAUUUUCUUCAGUUCGAUCCAGCACCCCGGCAAGUUGAACCCGACGCCACACGCAAGACUCCUGAUUACUUUUUGUAAUUUAUACAUGCGUAUAUUUCUGCUACCAGUUUCUAGCACCUGCUCGCUGCUGUAUCACUGUAGAUGUGUCGUGGAAGUGAAAACCUUUCCUAGUUUUCAGUUGAGGUUCAUCGACAUUGUCAUUCUUUGAAUAGGAGUUCGUCCAGCUGCAGCGGGUGCUUUGUUAAUGUGCACUAGAAGCUCAUAGUAGUAACUUUGUAUAUUUUUCGAAUGGCAAUAACCUGUAUUAUAUUGUUCUGUUAUUUUGCACUUGAUCUCAACAGGCUAUACGUCUUGUUCUGACUCUGAACUGUGGACGCAUUCUAACUACCCGAAUCCAGUUACCGUUUUCUGUGUAA